GUUUCUCUACUCCGACAGAAGGGCCCAGCUGCAGCCCAAUUUGUGUUAUAUAACCCGACUCAUCCGGCCAACUCCCGUCUGCCGAUCCGGAUACAUGCAGUGUGCGACGAAUGGUCUGACGGCAAGGCUGGGCAUUUGAUAUUUUCGGAUCCAUCUCGAAAAUGGAGCGACCUGAGGCCCGACUCUCCACAUAUAACGACUGCUCAACCUAUUGCUGAACACGAGGUGUCGGAAUUCUCACUUGAUAAGAAUCAUUCACACCCGUAGAUCAAGAUGGAAGAUCCGCCCAGGUUCAUCAUCGGGCACCAUGACCCCAAAGGACCCAUUCCAGUCUCGAUGGAGACUAUACAAAAUGCUCAUGCCGCAAAUUAUGAUAUGGUUACGAGCCCCAUCACGACUCCCUAUUUCCAUUCCCGGGUCCUGACUCUACUUUCUUCAUCCCUUGCCCUUCAAUCAGUAGAGGACAUCACAAAGACCAAAAGCGCUUCGCCUGUUAUUAUUCCACCACUGACCCCGGCGGAUACGCCUUUGACGCCCGACGAGUCCAUCAGUCAGACCAUCGCCCUUACAAGUUCUUGGAUCGAUCUUGGAUCUCCAGAUCCGAUCAUUGCAGAUGUAUCUCGACAAGUCCUCCAACUGGAAGUGGCUUAUGCUGCCUUUUGUGGGCUCACUUAUGUCCUGGUCCCAGGCCCUCUUAUUCGUGGUCAAGGUGUAUCUGACAGCGGGAUCGCCCAGUAUGCAAGAGCAAUUUCUGAUGCCCUGAGCCAAGGCCCCUAUAUGCAGCUAUACAUCUGGUUGCCCGUGAUCGACCAUUCCGAGGAACAAAUUGACCAAAUGGGCAGCCUGGCACCCUUUACCCGUCAGCAGUUUCUGGAACAUGACGAGGCUGAAGUUGAAAGGUUGGAUGUUUUUGGAUCCUGGGAAGCAUGGAACAUGAUUAGAUCGAUAUGUAAAUAUCCUUCGAGAUUAUGUGUAGCAUUGUCUAUACCGAAGCUGCUGCCACCAGUCCCCAUCCAGGCAAGAUGGUAUUCCGAACCUGUCCGCCUCCUCACCCUCGACAAGCAAGUGUUUGCUAGGAACGCCAAAGGCUAUCCCGUGUUGACUCGUGCUCAUCAAGCUUUCGUUCUGAGAUUUGCUCGACUUCGUACGGCACCGUGGUUCCUCCUGUGUGAUGUGGGGACAAUUCCCAGCACCACUACAAACGGCAACAUGGUCAAUCCAGCCGCAGCUGGGACCAGUGCUUUCCCUACGCUCGCCGAAGCAGCACAAACUCCAGACCUUAAAGACGUGACUCCUCACCUCUCGUACAUGCGCAACCUGCAAACCAAACAACCACCGCAGACGGUUAUUGAUCGCUUUGGGGCCGGCUAUCAGGAUUACCUACAAGCGCCGUUACAACCACUCUCUGUCAACCUUGAGAGCAUCACUUACGAAGUCUUCGAGAAGGAUCCGAUCAAGUAUGCAUGGUACGAGCGCGCCAUCGCCCGGGCCCUGCACGACUGGAUCGAACAAGGAAAACCAACCUCCAACCCAGAUGGACGAGUUGUCGUUGCUGUGGUAGGGGCUGGUCGUGGACCGCUGGUAACCCGCGCACUCAAGGCCAGUCAAGACGUCGGUGUGGAGAUUGACAUGUGGGCGUUGGAAAAGAACCCGAAUGCUUUUGUCCUUCUUCAGCGUCACAACAAGACGACGUGGAGUGGCCGAGUAAAUUUGGUGAAGUCGGACAUGAGGACGUGGAGGGGACCUAUUCGCGCUGCAAAUGCUCCAGGGCCGACUCGAAUAUACAACACCUCGGUCGACAGUGAUGAUGAUGACAUGAACAACGACGACAACGACGACGACAAGAAGAAGACCGAAAAGAAUGCAGACGGGGUGUCAACCACCCCAAAACCCACGUUCACAGGCUCGCCCAGUCUCGACAGCACCUACCUCCUUGCCACUACUCCACAAAGUACCACACCCACGCCGUACAAGAUCGACAUCCUCGUCAGCGAACUGUUGGGGUCUUUCGGCGACAAUGAACUCUCUCCUGAAUGCCUCGACGGGGUUCAGCACCUCUUAAACCCGAUCCAUGGAAUUUCCAUCCCGGCAUCGUACACGGCACAUAUCACCCCGAUCGCGGCGCCCAAAUUGCACGCGGACAUAUUGCAUGGGAUGGGCAGUAACCCCCACGCGGGCGAGACGCCGUAUGUGGUCAUGUUCAAUGCGAUCGAUUACCUGAGCACGAGGCCAGCUGCUGCAGAGGGUGGCGCGCGUGGAAUGUCAGCGAUAGGGACUGUUCAAGGUCCUCCGACUCCAAGCGACAUGGCAGCAAGCCCCGUGUCGCCGUCCGAGACGACACCCACAACGGCGACGCCUUAUUCCAAAGCCCACACGCGUCAAUCUCAACAAUCCGUCCCCCCACCGACGCCGCCGACACCGCUCCCUGUCAUCCAGCAAACAUGGGCCUUUCAGCAUCCGAACCCAGCCUUACCCAACCUGACCCCUUCCACUAUCGGCACGACGACCACAGAACCGUCCCUCACCAAUAGCCACAACGCCCGCUCAUGCCAAUUGACCUUCCCGAUCCCGCACCGUGGGGCAUGCCACGGACUGGCAGGAUACUUUGAAACCGUGCUCUACAAGGGUGUCGAGUUGUCGACGAACCCGGACACCAUGGACCAAAAGAGCGAGGGCAUGAUUAGUUGGUUUCCGAUAUUCUUCCCGUUGAAGGUGAGCGGCAGCCCUCGGCAUCCUGCUGGAGCAUUCUUUCCAUCUAAGUACCUCACAAACAUAACACGCACACAACCCCCUGACCUGGCCUAACCCUAGCCUUCUUUAUCCUCUCCCAUCACUUCUUUUAACUCCUUCCGCACAUCCCUACCCUUACAGACAAACACCUACUUUCCACGAUCUAAGCCCUCAUGCCUUCCUUCUACUGCAUAAUUUCACGACGCACCAACCUGCCUUGCCCUACAAGCAAGACCCAAGAAUGUGCCGUUGGGGGUUACAUCAAGAUCUUUACUAACCACGACGGGAAAUCUCUUUUCCGGGGAAAUCCACACAGACACCAAUCUUCCUCCCCGACAACUCCGAAGUCAGCCUGACCAUGUGGCGCAAGACCGACGACCGGAAAGUGUGGUACGAAUGGCUCGUCGACGUCUACGUUUCCCUCCCCGCGUCUUCUCCCCAGACGCCCGACGGCAGCGGCGGUGGCGACGAAAGGAAGAGGAAAAGCGUGGCAGCAGCAGCGUCGACGCGCACAUCGGGACGAGGCACGGGACCCCCCGGCGCACGGAGGCGUAGAGUCCGGAUUGGAGGGAGCGAGCUGCACUCCUCGGAGAAGGAGGCGUGUUUGAUGUGAACAAAGGAUGACCAUCCUGACGAAGGUAUCAUGUGGUGUGGUGUGAUUAUGAUGGGCACGGUCGAUAUGACAUCAACUGUUUGGAGCCAUAUCCGUCUUGAAGAAGACGUAUCUCUCUUCCUUUUUUUUUUGUUUUUAUUCCUUCAUCACGACGCUCCUCAAUACAAAACAGCCAGGUCAGAUCAGAUCAGAUCAGAUCAGAUCCUUUUUUUUUUGGUCCAAAACCAUCGCUCCCAAUCAUAUCACAGUCUUGGAAAGAGAGCAGAUCGAGAUUCCUGCUUUUCUGCACUUCUCUUCACAUCUCCUCUCUUCUCUCUUCUGCUCUGCCCUCUUUCUUCUCGCUCCCGCUCUGUGCGUGCUUACGGGCCACAUCCCAGCUGGCACCGCUUGAGAAGCAAACGCGUACGUACGCAAAUUCCCACCGUAAGAGAAGAGGUCACAGGGAUAGAGAAGGUAUAUCAUGAGUAGGGACAAGACAAGACAAGACAAGCAAGAAAGAGAUUUUAUUCCUUCACAUAUAGAGGAAGAGUGGGAAAAAUGGAACACUGGACAAACAAAGGGGGUUUUUCCCGCCCUUUUCCUCCC
Cladophialophora immunda is the source of this 3928-nucleotide messenger RNA. RefSeq lists its product as hypothetical. Bases 274 to 2805 code for a protein of 843 amino acids. The record is from RefSeq and is a predicted model, not a curated record. Gene Ontology annotation, biological process: regulation of DNA-templated transcription; peptidyl-arginine N-methylation. The transcript is spliced from 3 exons. Gene Ontology annotation, cellular component: nucleus; cytosol. Lineage: Eukaryota; Fungi; Ascomycota; Eurotiomycetes; Chaetothyriales; Herpotrichiellaceae.